This is a messenger RNA of Trichomycterus rosablanca, 3956 nucleotides long. It is a transcript of the gene btbd2a, whose product is annotated as BTB (POZ) domain containing 2a. Gene Ontology annotation, molecular function: protein binding. The transcript has 9 exons. The record is from RefSeq and is a predicted model, not a curated record. Gene Ontology annotation, biological process: neurogenesis. Gene Ontology annotation, cellular component: P-body; cytosol. The coding region runs from base 1202 to 2941 and encodes 579 amino acids. NCBI's taxonomy places the organism in Eukaryota, Metazoa, Chordata, Actinopteri, Siluriformes, Trichomycteridae.
CACCAAUUUGCUUUUUAAUGGCAAAAGACAUCUUAAUAAUUUUAGAAGUUAUCUAAUCUGUGUUCAUUGGAUUUACUAUUAUUUAUUAUCGCCGUCAAGUCGAUUUCGACUCCUGGUGACCAUAUAUAUGAAGUCCUUUUCCAGGACUUACUUUCUAAAAGCUCUGUAUAUGCUCUAUAUAAUUUCUAUUCAUUGCUUAAUUGUUUGAAUCUAUAGCCAUGUAAUGUUGUGCCAACUAGGGCUGGGUGGGUAGUUUCACAAUUUGACUUCGUCCUUGCGCCACAUACUCCAUCAUUUACUAGCCUCUAAGGUCAAUUUAGAAGAAGAAUGCCUUUAUUUGUCAUAUAUACAUACACGUGUUUGUUUGUUUGUUUGUAUGUCAUGUUUUACACUUUGGUUACAUUCAUGACAGGAACGGUAGUUACUCGUUACACAAGGUUCAUCAGUUCACAAGGUUAUAUCGAACACAGUCCUGGACAAUUUAGUAUCUCCAAUUCACCUCACUUGCACAUAUUUGGAUUGCGGGAGGAAACCGGAGCACCCGGAGGAAACCCACGCGGACACGUGGAGCUCAUGCAAACUCCACACAGAAAGGACCCGGACCGCCCCGUCUGGGGAUUGAACCCAGGACCUUCUUGCUGUGAGGCGACAGUGCUACCCACUUACACACGUGAACAGUACAACAAAAUUCUUUCUUCGCUUAUUCCAGCUUGUUUGGAAGCUGGGGUCAGAGCGCAGGGUCAGCCAUCGUAUGGCGCUAAGGCCCUUGCUCAAGGGCCCAACAGUGGCUGCAUGGCAGAGCUGGGAUUCGAACUUUCAACCUUUUAGUUGAUAGCCCAACACUCCACCCACUAGGCUACCACUGUACAUCUGUAUUCUUGGUGUCUGGGGAGGAAACCACAGUGCCUUUGGAAAAGAGAACAUGCCAAAGCUGUUUACAAACAGUGAGCAGAUGGUUCAGUGUUCUUGUUUGGCACCCACUUAACCACCUGCGUCAUUGUGCUGGUUUAUGCUAAGCUAAUAUGCUAUUUGCGACCAAAUCUACUAACCAGCCCCGCUCUCCCCUGCCCGCCAGUGUAAAUACUCGGUGAAUGUGAAGAGAACACGUCUGAAUUUGAGUGGUCAUGGCAGACGCUGGAGUCUCGGCUCUCUCUCCACCCUCUGAAGGGAAGCCGGAGUGAUUUGGCUCGUAUUUCUGGUUAUGCGCUGUUGUGUAAGUUUAUUCCAGCCCAGCCUGCAGUGUUCUCCGUCCAAGAUGGCCGCGGGUGAGAGCGACGGCCGCUCGGCGUGUUCGAACCUGUCCGCUCCGGGCUCGUUGGGAAACGCUCGGCCCAGUAACAGCGCUCAUCUGGGGUCGGGGGCAGCCGGCACUGCGGGGUCCGUGGGGAGCGCUGAUGCCCGUGUUCCUCCAGGCCGAGACGCCAACCCCGAGACCGCGGUCGCAAACACGGCGAGGCUGCAGAAUCCUCUGCGGCAAACGGCUCCUCAGAACAGCGCAAUCCGGGUAUCGGCGUCCAACAUGCCGGCUACCGCGACGUCCAGCACCGCAGCCGCUUCUGCCUCUUCAGCCGGAGCAUCCGCGCUCUCAGCCGCCUCUCUCCCCGGCAGCCCGGCCUCGGUGCUGGUGUAUCGCGAACCCGUGUACAACUGGCAGGCGACAAAAGGCUCAGUGAAGGAAAGAUUCGCAUUUCUGUUUAAUAACGAGGUGCUGAGCGACGUCCAGUUUUUGGUGGGGAAGGGGAUGGGAGUGCAGCGCAUUCCUGCGCACAGAUUUGCCUUGGCUGUUGGGAGCGCCGUUUUUGAUGCCAUGUUUAACGGAGGCAUGGCUACCACAUCCACUGAAAUAGAGCUACCAGAUGUGGAACCAGCUGCUUUUCUGGCUCUUUUAAAGUUUCUGUAUUCUGAUGAGGUUCAGAUUGGACCAGAGACCGUUAUGACUACAUUAUACACAGCGAAGAAGUACGCAGUGCCUGCUCUCGAGGCGCACUGUGUGGAGUUCCUGAAGAAAAACCUGCGAGCCGAUAACGCUUUUAUGUUGCUUACUCAGGCACGGUUGUUCGAUGAGCCACAGCUUGCUAGCCUCUGCCUGGAGAACAUUGAUAAGAACACUGCAGAUGCACUUGCUGCUGAAGGCUUCACUGAUAUAGACCUUGACACGUUGGUGGCGGUGUUGGAGAGGGACACUCUCGGGGUGCGGGAGAUACGUCUGUUCGGGGCUGCAGUGCGCUGGGCUGAGGCCGAGACUCAGAGACAGCAGCUGCAGCCCACACCAGAGAACAAACGACGGGUGCUGGGGAAGGCCCUCGGCCUCAUCCGCUUCCCCCUCAUGACCAUAGAGGAGUUUGCAGCAGGUCCAGCUCAGUCAGGUAUACUGACAGACAGAGAAGUGGUCAGCCUAUUUCUGCACUUUACCGUUAAUCCCAAACCACAUGUGGAAUUCAUUGAUCGACCACGCUGCUGUCUGCGGGGUAAGGAGUGCAGCAUCACACGCUUUGGGCAGGUGGAGAGCCGCUGGGGGUACAGCGGAACUAGUGAUCGCAUCAGGUUUUCUGUAAAUCGCAGGAUAUUUGUGGUGGGAUUCGGGCUCUAUGGUUCCAUACAUGGUCCAACUGACUAUCAGGUCAAUAUCCAGAUCAUCCACACAGACAGCAACACAGUGCUGGGGCAGAACGACACAGGAUUCAGCUGCGACGGCACAGCCAAUACCUUCCGAGUGAUGUUUAAGGAGCCUGUAGAGAUCUUACCCAGCGUUAACUACACUGCAUGUGCGACUCUUAAGGGACCAGACUCUCACUAUGGAACAAAAGGCAUGCGCAAAGUCACUCACGAAGCCCCGGCCACAGGCACCAAGACCUGUUUCACCUUCUGUUACGCUGCAGGUAACAAUAAUGGCACUUCAGUAGAAGAUGGACAAAUUCCUGAGCUUAUCUUUUACACUUAAUGAUGGACUUGCAUCUGUUACAAGUGUCUGGACUUCUUCACCACUUACUUUUCCUGCAGCAAACUGCUCCAGUCUACAAAUCAGUGACCAAAUCAUUUUUGUUGCCAUGUAUGAGCAUGAGAAAUUCAAGUACCAAACCGUGCAUUGGGUACAGGUUCAUUUUUCUACUCUUGUAGCACCUCAUUGUUAAAAGUUGAACCUCUGAUCAAGUGGUAACAUGUAGUUGUAACUUUAUUCCAUUUAUGGAAACAGUAGUUAGUUAAGGAUCAAACUGGUAAGAACUAAGUCAAUGUUUUGGCUCUGAUUAUCUUUUUGAGUUGCACUGACGCACUUUUGACCCAGACACAAGUGGGGUUAAUACACUAGUUAUGAGGAACAGACUGUUAUGUUUUCUGAUGCAUGAACGUUUGCGUUAUGUUGGAAAUAAUAGAAACGUGUAAAGUGUACAGUAAACGCUGUUAAACUGUAAUUGCUCUUUUUUUUUUUUUUAAGUGUACCCAACUUUGAAUAGCACUUACAUUUAAUGCUACCGUGUAAGAAAUCCCACCUCCAAUGAGCUUAGUUUGUUGUCUGUAAAUAUAUUCGGAUUGAAGAUGUGAGGCUAAUUCUUAAAACAAAGCUGUUUCCAAAUAUGAAAUGCCACCAAAAGACCCAGUCACACAAAGUGAUGUAUGUAGAACUAGAAUUACAUUAUUUUUACUGGGAUUCAGGUGCUUAAUAAUUUCAGGUAAAUUAAAUUUGACUGAGAAACCAGCCUAACUUCUGCACAGUUUAAAUUUGUCAAACCUUCCAAUUAAAUUUGAGUCUGAAAUCAGUACCACAUGCUCUGCUGUGUUUACCUCUGAUAGGGUGUUGCUUCUCUUUGAUUGUUGAUCCAAAUAGCAGAGGUGCUAACGGGUCCAGUGUACCAGAUGAAGUUUAGUCCUUUAUUUCCUAGACUUCCAAGUUAUUAUUUAAUUUAAAAAAAAUUUUCCCAGUCAGUCUGGAAGCUAAAUUAAAUGGAUUUGAAGUACAA